CGCGCUUGUGGCAGAUUCACAUGAAAGCGCACAGCGCGGGGAAUCUGAGAAACAAUCGUGAAGUGUGAAGCCGACCCACAAGCAGCCAUUCUCCACGCACGUUCACCCUUGUCAUCCAUCCUUCACACCACAAUCCCCUCUACUCACAGCAAGUCUUGCAAGCAGUGCAGUUAUUUUUUGGAGCUGCCAAUAUACACAUCAACUCUGACUCCUUCGCAACACUUCACAGACAUGUCCCUUCGCGCUCCCAUGCUCCGUGCUACGGCACGCGCUGCUGCUCGUCAGCAAAGCCUUCGCAGUGGAAGCGCAGUAUCCGCCACAGCCUCUGUCGCCCCCCUGCGUUCUCAACAGCGCAUCACUCCCUCCAGCUCCAACGCCCUCUCGAGUGCUCGUUCAUUCUCUUCAAGCUCUGCUCGAGGCAUGGCAGCCGAGUUCGAGUCUCCCUUCGGUAUCAAUUCCUUGUCCAAGUUGUCGGAAGAGGAGGAAAUGCUCAGAGAGGCCGUGCAGAGAUUCGCUCAGGAUGUCGUCGCCCCCAAGGUGGAAGCUAUGGAGGAAAACGAAAAGAUGGACCCGGAAAUCAUCAAGGGACUCUUUGAGCAGGGUCUCAUGUCCAUCGAGACCGACCCUGAGCUUGGUGGUGCAGGCGGCUCCUUCACUGCCGCCAUCAUCGUCAUCGAAGAGCUGGCCAAGGUCGACCCUUCUGUCUCUGUGCUUUGCGAUGUCCACAAUACCCUCGUCAACACCGUCCUCCGCAAGUAUGCUUCCAAGGAACUGCAGGAGAAGUACAUGCCCAAGCUGUCUGCUGAUACUCUCGGCUCCUUCUGCCUCUCCGAGCCCGCGUCCGGAUCCGACGCCUUCGCCAUGAAGACUUCUUGCAAGAAGGACUCCAAUGGAGACUGGAUCAUCAACGGUAGCAAGAUGUGGAUCACUAACAGCGCCGAAGCGGAAUUCUUCAUCGUCUUUGCACAAAGCGAUCCUUCCAAGGGCUACAAGGGCAUCAACGCCUUUGCGGUGGAGAAGGAGCACGGUGUAGAGAUUGCCAAGAAGGAGAAGAAGCUGGGCAUCAAGGCUAGCUCGACCUGCACGGUCAACUUUGACGAGGUCAAGAUUCCCAAGGAGAAUCUGAUCGGUGAGGAGGGCAAGGGCUACAAGAUUGCUAUUGAGAUCCUCAACGAGGGACGAGUCGGAAUCGGAGCUCAGAUGGUCGGCCUGGCUCAAGGAGCGUUCGAAAAGGCGGUGCGCUACGCUCACGAGCGGGAGCAGUUCAACAAGCCAGUGGCCACUUUCCAAGGCAUGCAAUUCCAGAUUGCUGAAGCCGCUACGCAAAUCGAGGCUGCACGAGCACUCGUCUACAACGCUGCUAGGCUGAAGGAGGAAGGAAGACCAUUCACAAAGCAGGCGGCCAUGGCCAAGCUCUUCUCUUCCCAGGUCGCUCAGAGCGUGUCUGGCAGCGCUAUCGAAUGGUGUGGUGGCUACGGCUUCACGCGAGAGUCUGGUCUGCCCAAGUUCUGGUCCGACAGCAAGAUUGGAGCUAUCUACGAGGGAACCAGCAACAUUCAGAGGGCCACGAUCUACAAACUCGCCUCUGCUGAGCUUGACGCUUGAGCGGCGAGCUAGCUAGCUGCUUCUCUGGCCCAUUUCAGUACUCUCACGCUGAUCCGGAGGUACACAUCUCUUGAGAAAAGUUCGUACGCGUAUUUGCAAGUAUAGUCUCGAAUACAAAAUGUCAUGAGGACUUCAUCAUCUA
Messenger RNA from Ceraceosorus guamensis, 1747 nucleotides. RefSeq names its product putative acyl-CoA dehydrogenase short-branched chain precursor. The transcript is spliced from 6 exons. The record is from RefSeq and is a predicted model, not a curated record. Gene Ontology annotation, cellular component: mitochondrion. NCBI's taxonomy places the organism in Eukaryota, Fungi, Basidiomycota, Exobasidiomycetes, Ceraceosorales, Ceraceosoraceae. The coding region runs from base 232 to 1605 and encodes 457 amino acids. Gene Ontology annotation, molecular function: acyl-CoA dehydrogenase activity; flavin adenine dinucleotide binding.